Messenger RNA from Carya illinoinensis, 627 nucleotides. RefSeq lists its product as uncharacterized. The record is from RefSeq and is a predicted model, not a curated record. The coding region runs from base 186 to 434 and encodes 82 amino acids. Lineage: Eukaryota; Viridiplantae; Streptophyta; Magnoliopsida; Fagales; Juglandaceae. The transcript has a single exon.
ACCCAUCCAGACGAUAAAAUACAGCAUUUAUCUGUAUCUGUCUAUAUAUAUAUAUAUGCAUAGACCCCCGUCUCCAAAACCAUCUUCUAACCCCAAAAGAACCUGCAAUCAAGAGAAUUUUGUGAUCGGUCUUGUUUUCUUUCUCAAGAAAAUAUCAUAAUCUGUAUAUCUUAGCUUUGUAAGUAAUGGAGUCCAACAAUUCUUAUACCUCGUGGGCUGAUCAAUGGGACAACAGCAACCCAGACCCUGUUCCUGACACCAAGAACAGCAGCCAUGGCGGUGGUGCAAAGGGUAAGUAUUCUAGAAAGGUUGAAGACGGCUUCGGGAAAACUAAAGCAGCCGCAUCCACCGGUGUUAAGAAGGUUAAGGAAGGAGCCUCCCUGGGUUUCCAUUGGAUCAAAGACAAGUACCAGAAGACCACCCAAAAACGCUAGCUUAAGUUAUGCUCUCCUUGUCUCAAUUUGUCAUGCAGCAAGGAUGAAAUAUUUUCUGUUUUUCCCCCCAUUUUUUUGCAUACGUACGAUGUUCAGUCUUAUUCUUUCAAUUCUUUUCUUUUUUUUUUUAUAUGUUUCUUGAAGGGAAUUCAAUGUUGUUACAUAUGGAUUUAGUUUGAGCCAGAUUGCUUAA